This is a messenger RNA of Anolis carolinensis (green anole), 1375 nucleotides long. RefSeq names its product arrestin domain containing 2 (gene arrdc2). Gene Ontology annotation, cellular component: plasma membrane; cytoplasm. NCBI's taxonomy places the organism in Eukaryota, Metazoa, Chordata, Lepidosauria, Squamata, Anolidae. The transcript is spliced from 8 exons. Bases 42 to 1292 code for a protein of 416 amino acids. The record is from RefSeq and is a predicted model, not a curated record. Gene Ontology annotation, biological process: protein transport.
GACGACGGCUCAGUUUGAGUUCAGGACUCUGAGGAGACAAGAUGCUGUUUGACAAAGUGAAGCGCUUCGUGAUCGUGCUGGACUGCCCCGAGGGCCCCGACCCGGCCUCGGCCCCUUCGACGCCGGUGUUCAGCUCCGGGGAGGCGGUGUCCGGCCGCGUGGUGCUGGAGCUCUCCGGAGAGGCCCGGCUCGGAGCCCUCCUCCUCGUCGCCGCCGGCGCCGCCCGCGUCCACUGGACCGAGUCCCGCAGCGCCGGGUCCAGCACGGCCUACACGCAGAGCUACGCCGAGCAGCAGGACUUCCUCCGCCACCGCCAGAACCUGCUCCCCGCCCAGACAGAAAACGGAGGCUUCACGACCCUCCCGGCAGGAAAGCAUGAAUUCGCAUUCACUUUCCAACUUCCCGAAACUCUGGCCACUUCCUUUGAGGGCAAGCAUGGCAACGUCCGGUAUUGGGUCAAGGCCAAGCUCCAUCGGCCGUGGGCUUCGGCCAAGCGGGUCAAGAAGGAGUUCACUGUCAUUGAGCCCAUUGACAUCAACACCCCCGCCUUGCUGGCUCCUCAGGCCGGCGCCAAGGAGAAGUUGGCCCGAACUUGGUACUGCAACCGGGGUCAAGUCUCUGUCUCGGCCAAAAUUGACCGGAAGGGCUACACACCAGGCGAGGUGAUCCCCAUCUUUGCGGAGAUCGACAACGGGACCUCUCGGGCGGUGUCCCCCAAGGCGGCCAUCAUCCAGGUGCAGACCUUCCUGGCGCGGGGGGCGCGCAAGGAGAAGAAGGCGGUGGUGGCCAGCAUCGCGGGGGAGGCCGUGGGGCCCCACGCCCGGGGGCUCUGGCACGGCCGCGCCCUCAAGAUCCCCCCCGUCGGGCCCUCCAUCCUCCAGUGCCGCAUCCUCCACGUCGAGUACCAGCUCAAGGUCUGCAUCGACAUCCCCGGCACCUCGAAGCUGCUCCUGGAGCUCCCGCUGGUGAUGGGCACCAUCCCGCUCCACCCCUUUGGCAGCCGCACCUCCUCCGUCAGCAGCCAGUUCAGCCUCAGCCUGGACUGGGCCCGACUGGGACUCGCCGCCGAGCAGCCCGAAGCUCCCCCCGAAUACUCCUCGGUGGUGUCUGGGGAGGACCCUGCGGAGACCCUCUCCCCGCCCAGCCCCCUGGGGCCCCCCAGCCUCCUCCUCGAGGGGCCCUUCUUCGCCUACAUCCAGGAGUUCCGCCUGCGGCCCCCGCCCCUCUACUCCGAGGUGGACCCCAACCCGCCCGACGACAGCACCCUCCGCCCUCGCUGCAUGACGUGUUGAAAAAGGAAAAGGCUGUUUUUUUCCAAACUGACGUAAACACGGAGAAAGGAAUGGAGAAAAGGCAUCGGGUGGAGGGAAGAUGA